This is a messenger RNA of Paramisgurnus dabryanus, 4695 nucleotides long. It is a transcript of the gene sik2b, whose product is annotated as salt-inducible kinase 2b. Gene Ontology annotation, molecular function: ATP binding; tau-protein kinase activity. NCBI's taxonomy places the organism in Eukaryota, Metazoa, Chordata, Actinopteri, Cypriniformes, Cobitidae. Gene Ontology annotation, cellular component: cytoplasm. Gene Ontology annotation, biological process: protein phosphorylation; intracellular signal transduction; microtubule cytoskeleton organization. The record is from RefSeq and is a predicted model, not a curated record.
GUCAACCAGAGAACAUGAUGCCUCCUGCGAGUCAACUCGUGUAGUCGAGCAAACAGAACUGAAAUAUUAUAGCACUAUUGUAUCGAGGGAAGGUGGCGUGACACAUCGGCGCGCUCCCGCUCGCUCUCUCUCUCUCUCCCUCUCUCUUGGUAAGAUUGGAGCGGGCCGUCAACAAGCAAACUGGCCGGCAGAGCGGGAUUUCUACCGGGUCUAUUUUUGAUAGACACAUUUUAGCCUCGUUAUCUCGAGGCUGAAGUGGCAGAUCUUUAGCGGGCGUCUCACAAAAAGCAUGGUGAUGGCUGACUGUCACCAAAAGCCAGUGCUUCGCGCUCCGGUCCGAGUGGGUUUCUACGACAUCGAACGGACUCUUGGAAAGGGAAAUUUCGCGGUUGUGAAACUGGCGAGACAUCGUAUAACCAAGACAGAGGUGGCUAUAAAGAUCAUUGACAAGACACAGCUGGAUGCCGUAAACCUGGAGAAGAUCUAUCGUGAAGUACAGAUUAUGAAAAUGCUGGACCAUCCGCACAUCAUUAAACUGUACCAGGUCAUGGAGACCAAGAACAUGCUGUACUUAGUGACGGAGUAUGCCAAGAAUGGGGAAAUAUUUGAUUAUCUAGCCAAGCACGGACGGCUAAACGAACCGGAGGCCCGGCGUAAAUUCUGGCAAAUCCUGUCCGCUGUUGAGUACUGCCACAACCGAAACAUCGUCCACCGGGACCUGAAGGCCGAGAACCUGCUGCUAGAUGGACACAUGAACAUCAAGAUUGCUGAUUUUGGCUUUGGAAACUUCUUUCAGCCAGGAAAGCCCCUGGCCACGUGGUGCGGGAGUCCUCCCUACGCAGCUCCGGAGGUGUUCGAGGGCCAGCAGUAUGAAGGACCCCAACUGGACAUCUGGAGCAUGGGGGUGGUCUUGUAUGUGCUGGUGUGCGGCGCCCUGCCCUUCGACGGCCCCUCUCUUCCUGUUCUGCGGCAGCGUGUUCUGGAGGGCCGCUUUCGUAUCCCUUACUUCAUGACGGAAGACUGUGAGCAUCUGAUCAGGAGGAUGCUGGUAUUGGACCCCUGCAGGCGUCUGUCUAUAGGACAAAUAAAGGAGCACAAGUGGAUGGUUUUGGAUGUGCCUGUGCAGAGACCGAUGUUAUAUCAGCAGACUGCUGAGGGAGAGGGCAGGGUGGGAGAAUACAGUGAACAGGUGCUCAGGUUAAUGCACAGCCUGGGCAUUGACCAGCACAAAACUAUAGAGUCUCUUCAGAAUAAGAGUUACAAUCAUUUUGCUGCUAUCUACUACUUGCUGGUUGAGAGGUUAAAGGCACACCGUUGCAGUUUCCCUGUGGAGCCCAGACUCGACGCCCGCCAGAGACGACCCAGUACGAUUGCCGAGCAGACCGUCGUCAAGGCGAGCAGCGCUGCUCCUCAGGUGAGCUGCCUUCCUCAGAACGUACGUCUGCAUCGAUCCCCGGCGGUGCCGCAAGCCUCCGCGGACUCCUUUACAUUCCCACAAUCGUCCUGUGCUGCUGAUCACGGCCUAAUGGAGGAAGAGGUCGGAACUCCAAAAGUUAACGGCUGCAUGCUGGACCCCCUACCCCCAGUAGCCGUUCGGAAAUCCAGCACCUCAUCCCCCAGCAACAUGAUGGAGACGUCAAUUGAUGAGGGCAUCGAGACGGAGGAGUUAGACACAGAGGAUGACCCCGCCCAUCUCUUCAAUGCCUAUCAGAUGACCCGCUUCGGUCAGCGUAGACACACGCUGUCAGAGGUCACCAACCAGCCAGCAGUCUUGACCAAUGCAGGUAAAUUGUUCAGCAUGGGUCAGAACCCUUCUCUAGGAAGCGUCGAUUCAGAGUAUGACAUGGGCUCCAUGCACAGUGACCUCAGUCUGCUGGAGGACACACCCUCUCUUAAUGAGGUGGUCUUGGCCAACGCACCCAUUAACAGCAUUCCUCCGUCCUUCAUCAGCGCUCGGCCCGCUAACCCCGCCAUGCAGGCGCUGAACGCCCAGAGGAGAGAGAUGCACAACCGCUCUCCCAUCAGCUUCCGUGAGGGCCGCAGGGCGUCAGACACCUCACUCACACAAGGUUUGGUGGCGUUUAGGCAGCAUUUGCAAAACCUGGCACGGACCAAAGGGAUCCUGGAGCUAAAUAAGGUGUACGAGCAGAUGGGCUCUGGAGAAAGCCCUUCGCUGGGACUUCUGAACCCUCAGGCCCAUCCACAUAACUUACUGGACCCUGCACUACAGGAGGAAAGAGGUCACCAGCAUGACACGGCUCUGUGCUCAGGAGGAACACAUCCCGCUUUGUUGUCAAGGAGACAGAGUCUAGAACCACAGUACCUCUCUCACAGAAUACAGACAGCUACUCUGAUGGCCAACAGCCCCAGCAGUUGCCAGAUGUUCUGCAAAGAAACCCCUCGCAGUCUGGAGCAGCAGCUGCAGGAACACAGGCUGCAACAGAAACGCCUAUAUCUCCAGAAGCAAUCCCAGAUGCAGGCCUACUUCAAUCAGAUGCACAUUGUGGAGGACCCCUAUGCAACUAUGGGGCACCAGGACUCCUCUCCUCCUGCCCAGGGUUCAAUAGCACCAGCACAUCAACACCAAGGUCCCCAGGCGUCCCCUCCGUACGUGCCCCUCGGACAUCUAAUGGAGCCGAACCCAGAAACCCUGGCGUACGAUGCCUACCUAAGUCACUACACCCAAAUGCAGCAGCAAGCACCUUUACCACAAGGCUUCUCCGCUCAGCUACAAGGCCAACAACAAGAAGCUCUCAACUACAACUACCCAACAUGCGAGCCUUCAGGAGAACCUGUCUACCAGGAGCAAUACGACUAUCCUCUUGAUCCCGGACAACCACCUCCACCUGGCCCGACAGAGGGCGCUGGGUACGAAGGUUUGGGCGACGCAUUUCUGGACGGCGAAAUGAUGGAGACUGUGGACUCCCAGCAUGGUUUUGUGCUAGUGAACUAAGGCAAAGACAAGGAAAACAACCAGUAUUACCUUGAUAUGCGACUCACUACGGAUAAACUGACGAAUGAUCGGUGGGAUUAGGUAAAAGGGAUGGAUGGAUGGAGUUUUGUAUCGUGGCAUACGUGAGCUGUAAUCUUUUUUUUAUUUUUUACGAAACUCCUCCCUACCUCCCUCCUCAUUCCCCAGCGGUCACACCUGCUGCUCUCUUUCACAAUAGAGGGCCGGAUGGCAUCGGUGCCAGCACCGGGUCGGCUGUACUGCAGGACUGCCGCGUGUGGGAGCUCACCUCCUCUCUCGCCUUCGAGCUGACCGCAGGAUAGGAGCUGCUCGCUACGCACUGUAUGUAGCACAAAGACAGCCUAGACCUGCAAUACGGAGCCUGCUAAAGAGCACAAUUCAAUCUGAACCAGUUUGUACUGAUUCUGAACAAAACUCAAAGAGUGCUUAUAGUUGUACAUAGUUGACAAGUGCAAUGUUAGUUCAAACGUAUGGCAAUAUUAAAGCAAUAUAAACUAAUUUAUCUGGAAUUGAAAAUGAAGCCAUAAAUAGGAAUCACACCACCCAAAAAAUAAAGUCAAAUCAGUGUGAUUUUUUUCACUGUUCACCUGAAAGGCCCUAAAAAUAGCAAUCUGUUCUGCUUAAACCGCAACAGUGUUAAUUCGCUCACUAAUAUGUUAGUUUCUCAACAUCGGCACAGCAGCUUUUGGCGCACAUGGUAGGAUGAGUCACGACUCGUGUUUAGAUGUGAUGGUUAAUGGGGUGUGGUUUGUACUUCAGGGUGACCUCAUCAUCUCCAUAGGUGCUAAUUUAGGUAUGCAUUUAUAUAAUUUAGAGCAUUAUUAUUAUUAUUAUUUUAUUCAUAUUUCUUUCGCACAAAUCUGGGCUUGGAAAGAUAACAUCUGAUUUUAGAAAUUGUAGUGAAUGAUAAUUUCACACCUUUAGUCAUGAGACACUGGACUGCGGCCAAUCAAUCGCAUUACCAUUAUUAAAUGAAUACAGCAGCACUGGCCAAUUAAAAAUUUCUGGCAGAUCUUACCCUAUCCACAAUUUUCAUAAAAUUUGGGGAUUUCUAACAAAACAUGUAGAUAAUAUACUGGAGCACUUUGUGAAGGAAGUGAAUGAAAAUGUAGCUAAGGAGGAGACGGCGGAUGGGUGAGGUCGGCCUGCUCUGCUAGUUUCGUCAAGACAAAAAACUCACCUCUUUUCAAUAACGUACUGCCCACAAGCCUCUUAAAGAAGGACACAAGAGAGCUUGACUUGAUUGUUUCACGUGCUUUGUGUAAAGUAGGGGUUAGAAAGCGCUUUCAAAACGCAACUGAUAUUGUAUUUAAUGUGAUAGUGUUCGGUGUGCCUUUUUCUUCUUUUUAAAUUAAGUUUGAUUCUCUAUCUGUUGGUAUUGUUACAGGACAUACAGUACGUAGAUCAGGUUUUACAAAGGUACGAAACCAAAGUCCCCUCAGAAGUGUUAAUGUGUAACCCCACAAUGUGGAGUUUGGAGCUUCUCUGUCACUUUUGUGCUUUUUGUUUUAAUUUAGUUUUUUUUUUUUUUUUGGUGUAUACCGUUGAAAAGUAUUAAUAGCAAUAUUUCGAAUAAAUAGUCCAGAUUAGUGAAUGUGUUGCCAUACCAUAAUCGCACCUUUUGCUGGUGAACACCAUUCCUUAGAAAUCCAAUUCUACAUUUACCUUCAUGGUUGUUGACCACACAUAAGCUACCGUGCUGUUGAAAUAAAAAGUUUAUUGAA